AUGUUUGCCAACAUUCUCUCCUGGUUCUCCAAGGAGGCCACUCCCAACCCUACAUCGGAUGCUACAACUAGCAUCGAAGGCCACCAACCCGCCAGCCCAGAGGCCCCCUCCACCGACCGCAUAGUGACCGAGCAGCCUAACUCCGAAGAGAACAUGCUAAAGCUGCGUGGUGGCGGCGCCAGCGACAUCUGCUGUGGCCUUUGCGCCGGUCUUCUCUGCUUCGAGUGCUGUGAGCAUUGCUGCUAG
Molecule: messenger RNA, 246 nt
Organism: Penicillium mononematosum
Lineage: Eukaryota; Fungi; Ascomycota; Eurotiomycetes; Eurotiales; Aspergillaceae
Exons: 3
Coding region: 1-246 (81 amino acids)
Source: RefSeq, a predicted model, not a curated record